Nycticebus coucang (slow loris) is the source of this 8446-nucleotide messenger RNA. RefSeq names its product neurexin 3 (gene NRXN3). Bases 919 to 5964 code for a protein of 1681 amino acids. The transcript has 22 exons. NCBI's taxonomy places the organism in Eukaryota, Metazoa, Chordata, Mammalia, Primates, Lorisidae. The record is from RefSeq and is a predicted model, not a curated record.
AUCUCGCAUGCAACUCACUGAGAGGGAGAGACAUCCCGUUCUCCCCUCUCACAGCCGCGGGCAUCUCCAGCCACCUAGGACCUGCUUUCGCACCUCCUACCUUCCCUGCCACUCCCUCCUAGAGAGAGCAAAAAAGAAAAGGAGAGAAAAAGAUUCUGGAAUUUGAACCUUCCCAAAGAGGAAACAUAACCAGCAAACUCAGUUGUUUAAACAUCAAACAGACAGAUCCCAAAUCUUCUGUUCAACUGGAAAGGUCUGUUGUCCCGAGUCCUAAGACGCGAGUUAUGGGCAGCACUGCCUCUGGCUGCACCAUGAAACCUGAGUCUGCUUGCGCUCUGCCCUGGGCCCGGCUCUGUCUGAGUGCCAGGCGUCUGGCUGGCCCUCUCCCUGCGGCCCACUGCUGCUAGGAGGUAGAACUUCAGGACUGGCCCUCGGUCCGUUUCUGCCUUUCACCUGCUCACCUCACCACUCACAGCUCCUCCUUCGUAGUGCCCCAACCCCAGUCGCCUCCCCAGGCCCCUGGCUGGGGUCCUUGGGGUCCCUUGAAAGGAGUGCAUCGCUGAAGCCUUCCUCCCCGCUUCCGGCACCUUCUCCGUGAUUCAAGGCCUCUGGAUCCACAUGGAUAGCUGAGAUCUUUUCCUGGAGAAAGAGGCUGUUCUCUCCACUCUAGCCCCCACUCUCCUACCUGAUCUGCCUCCUCUUCUCCUGGCCCUGUCUUUUCCCUCUGCCUCUUCGUUGAAUUUCUUGCGUGUGUGCCCAGCUGGGGCCUUUUCACUCCCCCCCUCCUCACCCUGUGUGUGCCCACUUCCUCUGUGUGCUCUCGGUCCCCUGUCUCUGUCUCGUCUUGCUCUCUCCCUUCCACUGCCAAGGGACAGGCCUGGCCUGUCUGUUCCUCCGGGCUCUGUCCCCGCAGCCACGAUGAGCUUCACCCUGCCCUCGGUUUUCUUCACCCUGAAGGUGAGCAUCGUGCUGGGGUCCCUGCUGGGGCUCUGCCUGGGCCUCGAGUUCAUGGGCCUCCCCAAUCAGUGGGCCCGCUACCUCCGCUGGGACGCCAGCACACGCAGCGACCUGAGUUUCCAGUUCAAGACCAACGUGUCCACGGGGCUGCUCCUCUACCUGGAUGAUGGCGGCGUCUGUGACUUCCUCUGCCUCUCCCUGGUGGACGGCCGUGUUCAGCUCCGCUUCAGCAUGGACUGCGCCGAGACCUCCGUGCUGUCUGACAAGCAGGUGGAUGAUGGCAGCUGGCACUUCCUCAUGGUGAGCCGUGACCACCUGCGCUCGGUGCUGGUGCUGGACGGCGAGGGCCGGGCUGGGGAGUUGCAGCCCCAGCGGCCACACAUGGAUGUGGUCAGCGACUUGUUCCUCGGUGGAGUUCCUUCUGACAUACGACCUUCCGCCCUCACCCUCGAUGGAGUACAGGCUAUGCCCAGCUUCAAGGGAUUAAUCCUGGAUCUCAAGUAUGGCAACUCAGAGCCUCGGCUUCUGGGAAGCCAGGGUGUCCAGUUGGAGGCUGAGGAACCCUGUGGGGAGCGUCCUUGUGAGAAUGGUGGGAUCUGCUUUCUCCUGGAUGGCCACCCUACCUGUGACUGUUCUACCACUGGCUAUGGUGGCAAGCUCUGCUCGGAAGAUGUCAGUCAAGGUCCAGGCCUCUCCCACCUCAUGAUGAGCGAACAAGCUCGAGAGGAGAAUGUGGCCACGUUCCGAGGCUCAGAGUACCUGUGCUACGACCUGUCCCAGAACCCGAUCCAGAGCAGCAGUGAUGAAAUCACCCUUUCCUUUAAGACCUGGCAGCGCAACGGGCUCAUCUUGCACACGGGCAAGUCGGCUGACUAUGUUAACCUGGCUCUGAAGGAUGGCGCGGUCUCCUUGGUCAUUAACCUGGGGUCCGGGGCCUUUGAGGCCAUCGUGGAGCCAGUGAAUGGAAAAUUCAACGACAACGCCUGGCACGAUGUCAAAGUGACACGCAACCUCCGGCAGGUGACAAUCUCUGUGGAUGGCAUUCUUACCACAACGGGCUACACUCAAGAGGACUACACAAUGCUGGGCUCAGACGACUUCUUCUACGUGGGAGGAAGCCCAAGCACAGCUGAUUUGCCUGGUUCCCCUGUCAGCAACAAUUUCAUGGGCUGCCUUAAAGAGGUUGUUUAUAAGAAUAAUGACAUCCGUCUGGAGCUGUCUCGCCUGGCUCGGAUUGGGGACACCAAGAUGAAAAUCUACGGCGAAGUUGUGUUCAAGUGUGAGAAUGUGGCCACGCUGGACCCCAUCAACUUCGAGACCCCAGAGGCUUACAUCAGCCUGCCCAAGUGGAACACGAAGCGGAUGGGCUCCAUCUCCUUCGACUUCCGCACCACUGAGCCCAAUGGCCUGAUCCUCUUCACUCACGGAAAACCCCAAGAGAGGAAGGAUGCGCGGAGCCAAAAGAACACAAAAGUUGACUUCUUUGCCGUGGAGCUCCUAGAUGGCAACCUGUACUUGCUUCUUGACAUGGGGUCCGGCACAAUCAAAGUGAAAGCCACUCAGAAGAAAGCCAAUGAUGGGGAAUGGUACCACGUGGACAUUCAGCGAGACGGCAGAUCAGGUACCAUCUCGGUGAACAGCAGACGCACGCCGUUCACUGCCAGCGGGGAGAGCGAGAUCCUGGACCUGGAAGGGGACAUGUACCUGGGCGGGCUGCCCGAGAACCGCGCGGGCCUCAUCCUCCCCACGGAGCUCUGGACCGCCAUGCUCAACUACGGCUACGUGGGCUGCAUCCGCGACCUGUUCAUUGACGGGCGCAGCAAGAACAUCCGGCAGCUGGCGGAGAUGCAGAACGCGGCGGGCGUCAAGUCCUCGUGCUCGCGGGUGAGCGCCAAGCAGUGCGACAGCUACCCCUGCAAGAACAACGCCGUGUGCAAGGACGGCUGGAACCGCUUCAUCUGUGACUGCACUGGCACCGGCUACUGGGGAAGGACCUGCGAGAGGGAGGCAUCCAUCCUGAGCUAUGACGGCAGCAUGUACAUGAAGAUCAUCAUGCCGAUGGUCAUGCACACCGAGGCAGAGGAUGUGUCUUUCCGCUUCAUGUCCCAGCGAGCUUAUGGGCUUCUGGUGGCUACGACCUCCAGGGACUCCGCCGACACCCUGCGUCUGGAGCUGGACGGGGGGCGCGUCAAGCUCAUGGUUAACUUAGACUGUAUCAGGAUAAACUGUAACUCCAGCAAAGGACCCGAGACCCUGUACGCAGGGCAGAAACUCAAUGACAAUGAGUGGCACACCGUUCGGGUGGUGCGGAGAGGAAAGAGCCUUAAGCUUACCGUGGAUGACGACGUGGCCGAGGGCACGAUGGUGGGAGACCACACCCGCCUGGAAUUCCACAAUAUUGAAACCGGAAUCAUGACCGAGAAACGUUACAUCUCCGUGGUUCCCUCCAGUUUCAUCGGCCACCUGCAGAGCCUCAUGUUUAAUGGCAUGCUCUAUAUUGAUUUGUGCAAAAAUGGUGACAUUGAUUACUGUGAGCUGAAGGCUCGUUUUGGACUGAGGAACAUCAUUGCUGACCCAGUCACCUUCAAGACCAAGAGCAGCUACCUGAGCCUGGCCACCCUCCAGGCCUACACCUCCAUGCACCUCUUCUUCCAGUUCAAGACCACCUCUGCUGACGGCUUUAUUCUCUUCAAUAGUGGUGAUGGUAAUGACUUCAUUGCAGUGGAGCUUGUCAAGGGGUACAUACACUACGUGUUUGACCUUGGAAAUGGUCCCAAUGUGAUUAAAGGGAACAGCGACCGUCCUCUGAAUGACAACCAGUGGCACAAUGUCGUCAUCACCCGGGACAACAGUAACACCCACAGCCUGAAAGUGGACACCAAAGUGGUCACUCAGGUUAUCAACGGUGCUAAAAAUCUGGACUUGAAAGGAGACCUCUACAUGGCUGGUCUGGCCCAAGGUAUGUACAGCAACCUCCCAAAGCUCGUGGCCUCCCGGGAUGGCUUUCAGGGGUGUCUGGCAUCAGUGGACUUGAAUGGGCGCCUGCCAGACCUCAUCAAUGAUGCUCUCCAUCGAAGCGGGCAGAUAGAGCGUGGCUGUGAAGUUGCGUUGACCAAAGCUGACCUGCAAGGACCCAGUACCACCUGCCAGGAAGAUUCCUGUGCCAACCAGGGUGUCUGCAUGCAGCAGUGGGAAGGUUUCACCUGUGACUGCUCCAUGACCUCUUAUUCUGGAAGCCAGUGCAAUGACCCUGGCGCUACGUACAUCUUUGGGAAAAGCGGUGGCCUCAUCCUGUACACCUGGCCGGCCAAUGACAGGCCCAGCACACGCUCCGACCGCCUCGCCGUGGGCUUCAGCACCACUGUGAAGGACGGCAUCCUGGUCCGCAUUGACAGUGCUCCAGGACUUGGCGACUUCCUCCAGCUUCACAUAGAACAGGGGAAAAUUGGAGUCGUCUUCAAUAUUGGCACUGUGGACAUCUCCAUCAAAGAGGAGAGAACCCCAGUCAAUGAUGGCAAAUACCACGUGGUGCGCUUCACCAGGAACGGAGGCAAUGCCACCCUGCAGGUGGACAACUGGCCGGUGAAUGAGCAUUACCCCACAGGCAACACUGAUAAUGAACGCUUCCAAAUGGUAAAACAGAAAAUCCCCUUCAAAUAUAACCGGCCCGUAGAGGAGUGGCUGCAGGAAAAAGGCCGGCAGUUAACCAUCUUCAACACUCAGGCGCAAAUAGCCAUUGGUGGAAAGGACAAAGGACGCCUCUUCCAAGGCCAACUCUCUGGGCUCUAUUAUGAUGGUUUGAAAGUACUGAACAUGGCAGCUGAGAACAACCCCAAUAUAAAAAUCAAUGGAAGUGUCCGGCUGGUAGGAGAAGUCCCAUCAAUUUUGGGAGCAACACAGACGACCUCCAUGCCACCAGAAAUGUCUACCACUGUCAUGGAAACCACCACUACAAUGGCAACCACCACAACCCGUAAGAAUCGCUCUACAGCCAGCAUUCAGCCAACAUCAGAUGACCUUGUUUCAUCUGCUGAAUGUUCAAGUGAUGACGAAGACUUCGUUGAAUGUGAACCCAGUACAGGAGGUGAAUUAGUUAUCCCUCUUCUUCUAGAAGACCCUUUAGCUACCCCUGCUAUUGCUACUCGUGCACCUUCCAUUACUCUCCCCCCUACCUUUCGCCCCCUCCUCACCAUUAUUGAGACCACCAAAGAUUCCCUGUCCAUGACCUCUGAGGCGGGGUUACCUUGCUUGUCGGACCAAGGCAGCGAAGGUUGUGAUGAUGAUGGCUUGGUGAUAUCUGGGUAUGGCUCAGGGGAAACCUUUGACUCUAACCUGCCCCCUACCGAUGAUGAAGAUUUUUACACCACCUUCUCCUUGGUAACAGAUAAGAGUCUUUCCACUUCAAUCUUCGAAGGUGGCUACAAAGCACAUGCGCCCAAGUGGGAAUCCAAGGACUUUAGACCUAACAAAGUCUCGGAAACUGGUAGGACUACUACCACAGCUUUGUCCCCUGAGCUGAUCCGCUUCACAGCUUCCUCCUCGUCCGGGAUGGUGCCCAAAUUGCCAGCUGGCAAAAUGAAUAACCGUGAUCUCAAACCCCAGCCUGAUAUAGUCUUGCUUCCGUUGCCCACUGCCUAUGAGCUAGACAGCACCAAACUGAAGAGCCCACUAAUUACUUCCCCCAUGUUCCGUAAUGUGCCCACAGCAAACCCCACGGAGCCGGGAAUCAGACGGGUCCCGGGGGCCUCAGAGGUGAUCCGGGAGUCGAGCAGCACAACAGGGAUGGUCGUCGGCAUUGUGGCUGCUGCCGCCCUCUGCAUCUUGAUCCUCCUGUACGCCAUGUACAAGUACAGGAACAGGGACGAGGGGUCCUAUCAAGUGGACGAGACGCGGAACUACAUCAGCAACUCGGCGCAGAGCAACGGCACGCUCCUCAAGGAGAAGCAGCAGAGCUCCAAGAGCGGCCACAAGAAGCAGAGGAACAAGGACAAGGAGUACUACGUGUAGACGUGGCCACACUGACAACAGGAGGAUUUAAAAUGGAAUUAUUUAUCUAUGCGUAUGCACAUACUGUGACCGCGCGGUGUAACAGGUGUCAGAACUGUGCUAACCGAGACGGGGUGUACUGUGACCAGGGCGGGGAUGCCAUCUGGACACUUACAAAGACCAUUCUCUCCGCAAAGUUCAGCCGAGGCUGUGCCGGCGUCAGUCGUCGCUCGGAGACAGUUCUUUCUGCCCUGCUGUAUCAUAAAGCACACACUAUGCGCUCCGAAGCGAGCCAGUGGCUCCAGCACUUCCGCGGACUUGGAAGCUUUCUUCUCCGAGGACCUUUGUCAAAAGGUAGAAAGACUUCAUGGCUUACUUGUUCCCUAACUCCAAGUGAGUCUGUAAUGAUGUUUGUGAAAAGCUUGACUGUAACGAUGUUCUUUUCUUUUGUUUCAUUCUGUAAAAAACCAAACCAGGAAAAAAAAAAAAAAAAAAGACAUAAAAAACAAAAAAACACAACCUUUAUCUGGUUUCGGCCAGUGUGCGUGUAACUUUUCAAGAUCUGAGGGGAAAAAAUGGCUUUUGGGUUUUUGUUUGUUUAUUUAUUUAUUUUUUGAGAGUGACUGGACAUAAGAAGAGAAAAAAAUAAUAAACUCAGAAAACAAAAGUGAGAGAGACUAUUGCCAUAUGAACUCAAAAGCUACCAUGGUGUCCACUCUACAUAUCAGGUUGUGGCGUCUCUAGAGUCUGUUGUUUGUUUCCUAUAAAUGAUGCUUUGCUGAACACAUAGCAAAAUUCCAUAUGAUGGAUGACAAUGAUUUGAAAAGCUGGUUCCCCAGGAUCUAAUUCCAGAAUUUGCCACCCAAAUCCUAACUAUGCGGGUUUUGGGCUGGUUAUAUCAGAGCUAUUGGCUUUACUUAACAUGUUGUUCCUGUCUGUUAACCCAGCCAAAAUGUAUUAAAGAGGAAAGCCCCGCUGACUAAAACAGAGCCUUUCCUAGGGAAGGGGGGGGGGGCUGGAUCUGUAACUGAUUGAAAUGCAUGCAAAUAAAAAAGAAAAGACAAUACUAAAGUUUGUUCAAUAAUCAAAACAGACAAUUAGGGGAGUUCAACUUGUGAUGGAACCACAAAAGGUCACACAAGCCAAACAUGUCAUGACAGAGUGAAAAAUACUGGUACAUAGUUCUUUCCCUGCCCCCAACGCGAUAACGGUUUUCCUAGUUGUUUAAUUUUGUAGCCUGACACAUAACAGAUAACUCCAGCCUUCCAUUUGCUCACUUCUCCCGUCGCCCAUCUUUUUAAAAAAACAAAUAAAUAAAUGAAUAAAGCUGCUGUGACACACACAAAAAGGAAUUUAAUAGUAUAAUGUAUAUAAAUAAAUAUAUAUACAGAUAUAUUUAUCAUGGUAUGUUUGAUGGGAUGGCUGACACAGGAAAUCUGUUAAAGUCUUGAAGUGGAAUGAGAAUGUUGUUUUAACAGAAAAUAAUAACGCGACAAAAAAGUAAACCUUUAAAUGUGAAGAAAGUGUGAGUUUUAGUUUUGUCACAGUUAACUGUGUCAAAGAGAAUUAAAAAAAAAAUCUCAGAUUUUGUUUACAUAUUUUACUACAUUUUUGCUGGUACAAUCCCUUAGUCACCUAUCUACAUACUGCUUUAAGAACUGUUUUUUUCCUUUCUAUUUGUUUAUUUCAGUUUGUUUGGUUUAUAUUCCAGUUGUCUUUUUUCUUUUCGUAAAGAGGAAACAAUGUACAGAAAAAAAACAAAAAAACUAAAAACACACUGGUUGUGUGGCCAUAGCGUUCGAAAAAACAAGAGACAGGGCAAGACAAAUAUUCACUCCAAAAAUCAAGUGUGGCCUCUGGAGGGUCAGAUAUAUACAAUUUCUUUUGUACAGAUGAAAAACAAACAGCUGUUUAGAUUUAGAAAUCUACUCUUGCUGGUCUUUGUAAGUUGCAUGAGUAUUUGACUUUGAAAAAAUAUCUUAAAGAUGUGGGGCAAAAAGCGCAAUCUAACUGAUAGCCUUUACUAAUGUGUUCGGAAAGAGGCGUUCCUCAUUAUCUAAUAUUCCAAUGUGUUAAGAUUUUUUGAUUUUUUUGUUGUCAUGAAAAAGACAGGAUUAUAAAGAGAUAUCGAAGCACGCUUUUAGAUAACAAAUGGCCCAGCCUAUAUGCAGUUGAUUAUAUCUCGAUGUCUAUAAGAGAUUGCUGUUCUUGGAGUCUUGAGGUCUUGUGAACUGAUUUCCUGCUUUCUUUCUUUACAUUUUUUAAUUUGAGUAAAAAUACAUUUGUUACAUUCCUUUUAGCGUAAGUUUCUAUUUAGACAAUUUUAUGGGAACAUGUGCAUCCUGUAUGUGAGCUUCUAUCAUAUUCCUGUUGUUUUAUUAGCAGACCCUAAAGGAUUUUAUUUUAUAAUGUUGUGAUGUUGCUGCUUUUUCUUUUUUCCUUUUAUUUCAUAUUUGCAUUUUCGUUCAAGGAUAUGCUUAGCAAUAAAAUGUUCUUCCCAAAA